This is a messenger RNA of Sardina pilchardus (European sardine), 3682 nucleotides long. RefSeq names its product Ras and Rab interactor-like (gene rinl). Lineage: Eukaryota; Metazoa; Chordata; Actinopteri; Clupeiformes; Clupeidae. Gene Ontology annotation, cellular component: endocytic vesicle; cytosol. The transcript has 12 exons. The record is from RefSeq and is a predicted model, not a curated record. Gene Ontology annotation, molecular function: guanyl-nucleotide exchange factor activity; small GTPase binding. Bases 856 to 3312 code for a protein of 818 amino acids. Gene Ontology annotation, biological process: vesicle-mediated transport.
CAUUCUCACUAACUCCGCAUGAUAAACGCAUUUCCUGCUGUGAAAAAAAAAACAGCAUCACCUACUGAAAUGACUUCCUGUUUGACGGCUGGUGCUAACGACGCUCUUCUUCAGCUCGGCCAAACAUAGGGUGGUGCCUUUUCUCUGGGGUCUAUUGUCGGUCACUGGGACUCAUUUGUAUAGUGAAUGAUUGGGCCUCAAACAACAGCAUAUUCAGCAUUCUCUGUUGGGUUAGCUAGGUGUGGUUUGAUGUAGGUAUGUUUACCAUUUUAAGUGGGGACUAUAGUGGAGUCUGAGUGAGGCUUUGGAUUUCACAGUUGAAUGUUGUAGAUGUACAUACUCCAUUAUGUGUGAAUAGACUGUGAGUACGUGAACCUGACAGACUAGCAGAAGACUACAUUCAAAGUUCACUGUUCACCGCUGCAGGAGUACAUGAGAGUCACCACAAGCCUCAGCGCGGUGGCCAGACGGUGAGCGAGAGCUCGCUCAAGUGAGAGCAACACACUCCUGCCAUGAGAGCCUGGCGCUGACACAGGAGGACGUCACCUGUCAGCUAGCAGCGCUGCAGCACAUGGCACAAGAGCACGGGUCCUCAGGCGCACGCUCAGCACUGGCGCAGCAGCACAGGCACAGGCUCUUGAGAAAUAGUUGAGGAUUACAAGAGCAAGUGAAGGCGAGCAACUGAAGUUGCAUGAGCACAAGUGGUUGGAGGCUCGGCAUGCAGUGGGAUGAGAACUAGAGACAAAAGCAUCAAAGGAACCCUGGUCUCAGCAGCAGAAUACAACAUCCAAUGGGGGACGGCGACCGUUUGAGACCUGAUUAGUGUACCUGAUCCAGCUGCCUUUCCUUGGCAUAAUGAAAUCCCCGCAGGAUGAGGUGGACCAGGGCUAUGUUACGUGCUGUGCUAAGUCCUCCAUGAGGAUGUCCAAUGGGGACUCUGCUCUGGCCAGUGGGCCUCUGGCUCUGCUGCUGCAUCUCAAGGCUUGUCAGGAGGCCUGGUCACCUGGGCCACCCUGGAAUACAGACGGCGCUCGCGCUGCCCUGUGGGGUCGGCCUGCAGGGAGUUUCCUGGUGCUGCGAGAUUCUGCUGCUCAGCCAGAGCUGCUGUGUGUGUGUGUGGAGAGCGCCAGCGCGCCAGUCAAACAUUUCCCCAUCCGUCACACUGGCACAGUGUUACAGCUGACAGAGUCUCACCUGAGUUUCCCUGAUCUGGCUCAAUUGGUGGCUUUCUACACUCUAAGCAGAGACGUGCUGCCUGUGUGUCUGCGGGUCCCUGAAUGGAUCUCCAGUCUGGCUGACCCCUCUGAGAAACAGCCAUCUCAACUUGGACCCAAGUCCUGGCUGUGUCCACUGUCCAACUCAUCUUCAGAUUCCAUAAUGCCGGAGUCAUCAGUGGUGCCUGGGGCAGUCCUGUGCACCAUACAGCUGACCACAGCCAGCGGAGCUCUCUGCAUCAUCAACCCACUGUACUUACAUGAGCACGGAGAUGAGUGGCUGUCCCGCGCGCCGGACACUGCCCAGCUGGGCGGUCAACCCGGCAAGCGGCGCUUUGAGAGGCGGCUCAGCAGAAGCAGACCGUGGGGAGGAGCAGGACUGGUCAAGAACAGAGGGAUCUCAUUGGAUGAGGAGACGUUGCAGAACUACUCUGAAACAGGAGCAGGAGCAGGCGUGGGGCCGCCGGUCACUACCUCCACUGGAGUGGUGCUCCGCAGGGCGAGCAGCAGCGCCAGCAGCAGUGACCCGUUCCAGCGCUCGUCCACUGGGAGCGCCGUCCUGCACAGCCCAGCGCCUCAGUCCCCCCACCGCGUGUCCUGGGUGGAGGACAACAUGUGGGCGUCCCCUCCCGCACCGCCCUUCCUCCUCCACCCGCCAUCGCUGGAGCUGGACUCGCUGUCCAUCAGCAGCAUCGAGGAGGAGACCGACUCCGCCUGCUCUAGCCCCGCCCUCUCUCACCACUCGCGCCUGCCGUUGGCCAACAAGGUGAAGCACCGCCUGUCUGCUGUGGGCCACGCCAUUGGCGGCCUGGUCAACCCCCAGACGCGGCUGACCAAUCGGGUGCAGGAGCUGAGCCGGAGCAGGAGCGGGACGUUUGCCGAGGCGCUGAGGGGCUUCGUGGAGCAGACCCAGCGGUCAGUGGUGACGGACGCGGUGACCAGCACUGACCUCCUGCAGGAGGUGCGCGCCUCCCUCACAGGGCUGCGGGACACACUGCUGGACUACCCCGACGUCUGCAGCCUCAUGGACAGCAUGGCUGACCAGCCGGACACAGAACUGGAUGCCAUGCUGGAGACCUCGCUGCACAAAGUGGCCUUGAAGCCGGUCUGCUCGCACCUGUACUCCUGCAUCCACGCCUUUCACAGCAGCGAUGGAAGCUUCCAGAAGCUCCAGGGCAACCAGCGCACGCUGGAGGGCCGCAGUCUGGAGGAGCUGGAGGGCACGGCCGGAGCAGGCGUCCCCGACCCCGUCACCAUGGAGAAGAUCCAGCAGCGCUGGGCCUCCAUGCACAAGGCCUACUCGCCCAACAAGAAGGUGCAGAUCCUGCUCAAGGUGUGCAAGACCAUCUACCACAGCAUGAGCGCCAACGCCAAGCCUGGUGUGGUCUUCGGGGCAGAUGACUUUCUGCCCUGUCUGACAUGGGUGCUGCUCCGCAGUGAUGUGGUCACUCUGCAAGUGGACACAGACUAUAUGAUGGAGCUGCUGGACCCCAUGCAACUACAGGGAGAGGGUGGUUACUACCUGACGUCUGUCUACUCCGCCCUCUUCUACAUCACCACCUUCCGUCCCCGUCUGGCAGCGCGCCAACUUAGUGUGGAGGCCCAGCAGUCUCUCAGCCAAUGGCAUCGCAGACGGACCCUACACUGCAACCAAUCACGUAGAGGAAGCCACCGCAGAACUAUCCGCAGGCACACGAGCCCCAAGAGCCUCCCUAAAGGCACCGCAGGGCUGGAGGCUGAGCGGCAGGACACUCUGGGGCCCCCUGCAGGGAGUGAGGAGACACUGCAGGUUAUUAAUGAGAAUGUGACCAUAGUGGACCUUUGCGUGAAGGAGCAGUCUGGGAAUCACACACAAGGGCCACAACCUGGACACAGCCAGUCUGCUGCUCCCGCCAGAGGCAGAGCCUCAGUGGCCUGUGGCACAGGGAGCAGAACAGCAAGACUGGAGGGGGACACCACACAGGAGCCUGUCGGGGUGACUGAGGGAGGGCAGGAGGCCUCCACUAGACUGCUGAAGGGCCCUGAGGUGCUCUGGAGUAAGGUGGAGGAGGAGGAGGAGGACACUGAGGGGGAGAGCAGCAGUGGAGCUGAGGACUGAGGAGAACUGGGCCACCACGCACUGAAGCGAGACUUCCUUGUGUUUCACCAGCAAAUCCAAUCAGCUGAUUAAUGAGACGCUUUCAGGUUUUAACAGUAGGUGGCAGUAUUGUUUUUCAGUGAAAUUAUUGUUACCCUGGGAGAUGAGAAGGAGUUUAAGUUAUAAGGUCUGUAAUUGUGAUAUGCAUUUUCCUUGUGAGAAAAAGAAAAUGGAGAUAAAGAGAUUAUAAUGAUUACUGUUAAACAAUGUCAAUAUGAGUUUCUGCAGCGCCAUUUAGCUGUUGAGUCACAACUUCAGAUGACCUCUACCUGAAAGACCUGCGUGAGCUAUUCACUCCACAAUCAUUAAUAAAAAAGACGUUUUUACAGAA